GAAGAGAUAAUGACUGAGAAUACUGCCAAGUAAUAUCAGAGACCAAACCACACAUGACAGAAGCUCAGAGAACACCCAGCAGGGAAAUGCCACACAAGGCAUAUCUUAUUGAACUGCAACAAUCAAAGAUCAAUAAAUCAGAGAAGCCAGAAAGCUGCGAUAAUGUGAAGGUGGUUGUUCGGUGCCGGCCCCUUAAUGAAAGAGAGAAAUCGAUGUGCUACAAGCAGGCUGUCAGUGUGGAUGAGAUGAGGGGAACUAUCACUGUACAUAAGACUGAUUCUUCCAAUGAACCUCCAAAAACGUUUACUUUUGAUACUGUAUUUGGACCAGAGAGUAAACAACUUGAUGUUUACAACUUAACUGCAAGGCCUAUUAUUGAUUCUGUUCUUGAAGGUUACAAUGGGACUAUUUUUGCAUAUGGACAAACUGGAACAGGCAAAACUUUUACUAUGGAAGGCGUUCGAGCUGUUCCUGAACUUAGAGGAAUCAUUCCAAAUUCAUUUGCUCACAUAUUUGGUCAUAUUGCAAAAGCAGAAGGUGAUACAAGAUUUUUGGUUCGAGUAUCUUAUUUGGAAAUAUAUAAUGAAGAAGUUCGUGACCUUUUGGGCAAGGAUCAGACACAGAGGUUAGAGGUUAAAGAAAGACCUGAUGUGGGAGUUUAUAUCAAAGAUUUAUCAGCUUACGUGGUAAAUAAUGCUGAUGAUAUGGAUAGAAUUAUGACUCUAGGCCACAAAAAUCGUUCUGUUGGUGCAACAAAUAUGAAUGAACAUAGUUCUCGUUCCCAUGCCAUCUUUACAAUCACUAUAGAAUGCAGUGAAAAAGGUGUUGAUGGUAACAUGCAUGUCAGGAUGGGGAAACUUCAUCUUGUUGAUCUUGCUGGCUCAGAAAGACAAGCAAAAACUGGAGCUACUGGACAGCGCCUGAAGGAAGCUACAAAAAUCAAUCUUUCGCUUUCCACCCUUGGUAAUGUAAUUUCUGCGUUGGUUGAUGGAAAGAGCACUCAUGUACCUUAUCGUAACUCUAAAUUGACUCGUCUUCUUCAGGAUUCCUUAGGCGGAAAUUCAAAAACCAUGAUGUGUGCAAAUAUUGGGCCAGCAGAUUACAAUUAUGAUGAAACUAUCAGUACAUUACGUUAUGCCAAUCGUGCUAAGAAUAUUAAAAAUAAGGCUAGAAUUAAUGAAGAUCCAAAAGAUGCUUUGCUUCGUCAGUUUCAGAAAGAAAUAGAAGAACUGAAAAAAAAACUUGAAGAAGGGGAAGAAAUAUCAGGCUCAGAUAUCAGUGGGUCUGAGGAAGAAGAUGAUGAAGAGGGUGAGGUUGGAGAAGACGGAGAGAAAAGGAAAAAAAGAAGGGGUAAAAAGAAAGUUUCCCCAGAUAAGAUGGUGGAAAUGCAAGCAAAAAUUGAUGAGGAGAGAAAAGCACUUGAAACAAAACUUGACAUGGAAGAAGAAGAAAGGAACAAGGCUAGAGCUGAAUUAGAGAAACGAGAAAAAGACCUUCUUAAGGCCCAACAAGAGCAUCAGACUUUGCUAGAGAAAUUAUCUGCACUGGAGAAGAAGGUAAUUGUUGGUGGUGUUGAUUUGUUGGCAAAAGCUGAGGAACAAGAAAAACUUCUUGAAGAAUCUAAUAUGGAAUUGGAAGAAAGGAGGAAGAGAGCAGAACAACUUCGCAGAGAACUUGAGGAAAAAGAGCAAGAACGCUUGGAUAUCGAAGAAAAAUAUACCAGUUUGCAAGAGGAAGCACAAGGAAAGACCAAGAAAUUAAAGAAAGUUUGGACUAUGUUGAUGGCUGCAAAGUCAGAGAUGGCUGAUCUCCAACAAGAACAUCAGAGAGAAAUUGAAGGGCUACUGGAGAACAUUCGACAACUUAGUCGGGAGCUUCGACUUCAGAUGCUUAUUAUUGAUAACUUUAUACCUCAGGAUUAUCAGGAAAUGAUUGAAAACUAUGUCCAUUGGAAUGAAGACAUAGGAGAAUGGCAGCUAAAAUGUGUUGCCUACACAGGGAAUAACAUGAGGAAGCAGACUCCUGUUGCUGAUAAAAAAGAAAAAGACCCCUUUGAAGUAGACCUUUCCCAUGUGUAUCUUGCCUAUACUGAGGAGAGCCUGCGACAGUCUUUAAUGAAAUUGGAAAGGCCACGGACAUCAAAGGGGAAAGCAAGACCAAAAACAGGGAGAAGGUGUUUGAGAAUAGAAACUACUUGAAGUGUAUAUGGAGAAUGUGUCUCACUGAAAGGUAAAAGGAGAUACUUCUGGGUGAUAGCAAUAUCAUGAUCUCUUUGAAAAAUUUUAAUGAGCUUAAAAUAUCUCCAAAACAAUUUCAUUGCUGGAACUGUUAAUCAUGUGUUCUUCUGAUAGACAUUUAUUGAUGAGCAGGCACUAUGCUAGGCAACCUUAAGAAAGUCAAGGGAAUAUUGAGAAGAAGUUUUGAUUUAUUGACAAGUUUCAAAGGACUUAAAUGUGCUUUUUACAUAGAAGAGUCUCCUCUGGUCAUUUCAGGGCUUGCUGUCUUUACUUUCCCAACUGCUAGAUUCUAUAAUACUCUGACAUGUAUGUAGAACAGAACAUGAAAAUAAAGUUAAAGACCUGUCAUGGCAUAAGCAAAAUUGCUCACUUCGGCCACACAUAUACUAAGCAAAAUAAUAAAUAGUGCUACCCUAACACCCUCUCCCCAUGCCCUCCACUUGAGUUUGGAAGCCUUGGUUCUCACUUCCAUCAAGUAAUACCACUCAAGCAGACUUUGGAAACCUGUCACUGUCUAUGUUGUCAGGGUGCUGCAGAGGAUAUCUUCCAUUCCAUCUUCUUUGAAGACCCUUGAUAAAUCUGUUCUAAAAACAAGUAAUAACACACAACAAAGACUCCCAGGAAUCUAAGGAACAGCCUGGGCCUAUAAGCACAGAAAUCUGAAGCCACAGCCUAAACAUAAAGUGAGCUGGAGGAGACUUCUAAAAACAUUUGUUACAACAUUAUCUGAAUGUCUCAUUCUUAAACUAUUUCAUUUGCAAAGCAAAUAAGUAUUCAGUCAUCCUUCGGAAGUUGAACAAAUGUGUGGGAAAAUGAUUAUGAAGAGGCUACUUCAAAAAGAACCUGUUUCCUCUCAGCAUUUAUCUUAGGCUUCCUGUGACCCAAUCUUGAAGUUACUUUUAUCAACGUUAUCAGAACAUCGCAUUGUUUUACCCAAACACGUUUAUGACUAAAGAAUAUGAUAGAUCAGAUAUUCUUCCACACCUGCUCCCCUCCCCCACCUCUUUUGAGAGGGCUGGGGAAAUUUCAGUUUUUAAUCAAAGGCUUUAUUCUCCAAUUGUACAAAGGAAUUUAACUGGGACUUUACAACUGAAUAAAAUACUUCUCAGAGUUGAUACCAAUCUUAGCAAGAGGAUAUUGCCUAACCUCACUUAAAACUAUCAGAGUCAUUACAGAAAUAUUUAUGUUUGUCUUGAUUUCUUCUCCAAGAGAUAAGCCAGUUUGUCAUCAGGUAUCUGUUGAAAUUGUAUCUCCUCUGCAGUAGCUCCUUAUGUUAUACAUGUAUAUGGCUUCUGUAUUUACUGUGUACCUACACAGUGCUGAGUAGAAGGGCCUUGCAAAGUUCACAGCCUUCCUCAGGAGGGAGAGGCAGCCAGAGUGACAGCACAGCAUGCUGGGGGCUGUUGUGAAGGAAGGGAGUGGUAAGCUGCCAGGCACAGAUUUCUUCCCUAGCAGGGGAGACAUUGCCUGGCACCUGUCUACCUGACCAAAAGAUCAGAAAUGGUGUCUUCUCAGGGGAAGUGCCGCUUGAGGUAUGAGAGGUGUCCAAAAGACAUCCCAGAAGAAGUCACACAUCUGGAUUCCACGUGUCUUGGUGAUGUGUUUGAAGUAGGGCAAAAGGAGUACAGCGAGACGAGCCCAAAAACGGAAGAGAUAGACCAGGAUCCUGAUGUGAAAGAGCGUUUUGUAAACAUUGAGAAGCAUGGAAAUAUUUUAAGUGGGUCAUCACAUUGUGUUUUAGAGAAACAACUGCUGUGGCAACCAAAGGAUUAGAUAGGUUGGUGGCAAGCAGGUGAUGAGCUAGCUAGUCCCUUUCUCUCCUUGCUGGCUUUGACGUGAUGACUGCUGCCUAGACAGGGAACAAGUGUGUCUUUAUUCACGUUGCCUAGCAGGUUCACGGAAAUGCAGCCAGCACAUAAAACAUCAGAACGUGCUUGUGUGUGAUUUAACACUGGCUAACAGGAAACAAGAAAGGUUUAGACAGCUUGGAGACUAAAAGUUGAACUAGGAAGAGGUUGGCAGGAAGAAUGGAUUGAAAUAGUAGCACUUGAGAGAGCUAAGGAGAGGAUGUCCGGAAAUGUGAGGCAUGAUGGCUUACUGGGAGAUUUCCCUGGAACUCCGACUUGAGCUUGUAAAGGCAGAAAUCAGCACAAGACUAGUGAAGGUGCCUGCCUUUUUCUCUGUGGAAGCUGAUAGGGACUAAGAGAUGAAUCUUUGUGCUGACAGGCCAGAUUGUUCCUUGCUCCAUGAGAAUGCUGUAAACUGCCCUGCACCGAGAUUCUGCAUUUUCAGAUGAUGUGGGCAACCUGAGGGCAGACCAAGAUGACUUCUGGAGGAGGGUGAAAAAAAUACAGGACAGGAUCACUAGUAUGGAUACAGAAAUAGCCACAAGAGAGAUGCUUUUACCAGAGAACAGCAUUUCUAAUAAAGUAUAUUUCAAUAAAAGACAUUCAGCCAAAUAUUUGAGCAAAAUGAAAUGAUUUGUCGUUCAUUUGUUUAUUCAAUAAGAAUAACUUAAUGCUAACUAGAGAGAGGGUUUAUUCAUAGGUAAAAGGUGGAGGUAGCUGAUGGCAAGGAGCCUUUGCUGUCAGUGAUGCACGUUUCAUACAUAGACAAGUGUCAAGUUCCAUGGAGCAGGCAUGGACUGUGGCUCAGUGUCAUGAAGGAAAGUGUGAGAAGAUAAGCUUCUCCACAUUGCUUCAUCCUAACGUUUCAUUACGGCUCUUUCUUGGUAUCUUCCUCAGUCGAUAUUCUCUCACACGCUUGGUAGAUUCUAAAGAUUAUUUUUGGGCAUUUCCAUCCAGUGCCUAGACUACCUGUCUGGAAAUAAGUAGUCUUGUGAGUUGCAUCUUAACCAUAAAAACUUUUCUUAUGACAGAGCACCUAGAGCUUGGGUAUGUCCUUUCUGUGGCCCUUUCUAAAUCUUUCUUCCUCAUUGCCUUUCCUUUUACCGUCCUGGCCUCAUAUACCAGUUGUACCCACAACUCAUAUCCUGUGGCAGAUUACAGCUCACAUUAGCCAUUAAAUGCACAUGAGUGUCAAUCAAAGAAAAAAGGAAAUUAAAGUUUUCAGUGUGGUCUUAGAAGGCUCCAUGACUCUAUACUUAUUGCCCUUGGCAUAUUGGUAUUUUAUGUGGGCAGGGUGAAACUGGCUGUGGUCAGGGUGAGACUUUAAGCUUUUGAUUUGUUCCCUUAUUUUGAGAGGGUUAAAGAGAUGAUGCAUGUUUUAGUAUAAUUUUAGUACUAGUAUUAAUUUUUGUCAUGUGUAAGCGAGGAUGAAAAGAAUGCAUAUUCAGUGUUGCUAGAUCCAUAUUCUUGCAGAGAACAUAUCUUCAAAUAGUAAGUUUCAAAGUCUUUAUGGUUGGUGAAGACUAACCAUAAUUUAAUUUUUUGUAAAUAACAACUUUAUUGAGCUAUUAUCACUUUUAUAAAACUCAUCCUUUUAAGAGGUAAACAUUGGUUUUAAUAUAUUCACAGAGCUGUGCAACUAUCACCACUAAUAUCAGAACAUUUUCAUCCCCAUAAAAGAAACACUAUGUCCAUUAGUAGUAACUCCCUGUUUCUCCAUCUACCUGGUACCUAGGAACCAGUAUCCUACAUUUUGCCCUAUGGAUUUGUGUAUUCUGGACAUUUCCUAUAAGUGGAGUCAUACCGUAUGGGGCCUAUUGUGUCUGGCUCCUUUCACUUAGCAUAAUGUUUCAAAGGUUCAUUCAUGUUGUAUCUAUCAGUACUCCAUUUCAUUGCCAAAUAAUACUUUGUCCUAUGGAUAUACCACAGUUUAUCCAUUCAUUAGUUGAUUGACAUUUAGGUUUCUGCUUUUUUGCAAUUAUGAGUAAUAUUCUGAGCAUUUAUGUAGAGGUUUUCUGUAGACACAUUUUCAGUUCUCUUGACUAGAUACCUAGGAUUGGAAUUGCUAGAUCAUUUAGUGACAGUGUUUAACUUUGAGGAACUGCCACACACUGUUUUCCAGAAGUGAUUGCACCACUUUCCAAAAACAGCUAGGGUUCCAAUUUUCCCACAUCUUCAACAUUUGUUAUUAUCAGUCUGUUUUUAUUUUCUGUAAUUUUUAAAAACUUUUUUUCAUUUAUGCACAUGAUCACAUGUACAUGCAGGCACGUAUGUGUGUGCACACACACGCACACAGAGAUUUAAAAUGGAAAGCAGUUUAUACUUCGACUGAUCCUUAUUCAAGUCCCAUUCUCAACAAACCACCUUCCCUUUUUGUUUUUAGUUUUUCUGGUGGCUGUCAUAAUUCUUAG
Molecule: messenger RNA, 6495 nt
Organism: Talpa occidentalis (Iberian mole)
Lineage: Eukaryota; Metazoa; Chordata; Mammalia; Eulipotyphla; Talpidae
Gene: KIF3A
Product: kinesin family member 3A
Exons: 17
Coding region: 54-2198 (714 amino acids)
Biological process (GO): microtubule-based movement
Molecular function (GO): ATP binding; microtubule binding; microtubule motor activity
Source: RefSeq, a predicted model, not a curated record